AUGGUCGGCAUUAGGUACGCAGCCUCCGGCAAGCACUCGCCGUCGAGGCGGUACGUCCUGGUGCUCGUCUGCAUUGCGCUCCUCGGCGUCGUCCUCGUCUCUGACUUCUUCUGGGCCUCCUCCUCCUCCUCCGCCGCCGCCUCGCCUUACUUCUCCGUCCCGAAGAUCGAUGAGGUGGUUUACCCUCUUCCCCGCCAUUGCGAGAGCUGUGAUUCCGCAAUGGAUGGCCCUCUCCCCUUGUCUUCUUCUGUUCUUCUGCUCCAUGAUCUUUCUUGGUUGAAGGUUGUCUCCGUUUGGGGUAUGGCAUUGUGGGUUAUGGUUGCAGCGGAUGGUGAAAUAAUCUUCGUUGUGAAUUUGACAGACGGAAGAAUCGAAAGAGAAGAGGAAUGCGAAAGGGUUGAAGCUGUCCGUGCCAGGAAGGGAGCUGAAUGCGACCUUCGCGGAUUUACCGGCGCCGCAUCUGGAGUGGGAAGCGAUGGCGGAGGCUCCGGUGCCUCGUCUCGACGGGUCAGCGAUACAGAUCAAGGAUCUCCUCUACGUCCUUGCCGGAUAUGGGACCAUCGACUACGUAUGAAUCUUCUCUCCCGAUCUGUUAUUUUGUCAACUCUAGCAGAUCCACGACGGAAUGCCGGGUUCUUCCCUUCAUCCGAACAGACUGUUUCAGUACAUUGCUCGAUGUAUGCGUCCAAGUUAACCACUAAACACCUCCGGAAAGGAUCUCUGGUGUCCUCUGAGACAAUUUUUUAUUUUUUCUUCCCCGUCUUCUCCAGAUGCUGAGCUGAUUGAAUUCUCCCCCUAUUCGAAUGAAAUCCCUCGAAUCGAACCACCCGAAUCUCAUGAUGUUUCAGAUGGCAUCAAAGGCAAAUUUUACUGUUUCAGGUGCAUUCUCAUGUUGAUGUCUACAAUUUUUCUGCCAAUUCCUGGGGAGGAAGGUUUGACAUGCCAAAAGACAUGGCUCAUUCGCACAUUGGGGUCGCGAGUGAUGGAAGAUACAUCUAUGUGGUCAGCGGGCAGUACGGUCCCCAAUGCAGAGCUCCCAUUUCUCGAAGCUUUGUGUUAGACACAGAGACUAAGGAAUGGCACAGUUUGCCUCCUCUUCCCGUGCCCAGGUACAGAGACUGUACCCAGUGACCCUUCUUCCCUUGCCCUUUCUCUUAUCAGUAUUUAUCAAAUCUGUUCCUAUCUAACGGAAGGCUAUUGGAUCAAAUGACAAAGACAUUGUUGAGAAAGAGAUGGCUUUUCCCGGAUGAAAUGAAACAUUUUGAUUCAUGUAACAGGAAAAAGAUUUCCCAUUCCUUAGCUGUAAAGAUAUGUGGCCAUGAAAAGGAGAUUAAGUGGAACAGAAUUGACCGGGCGGUAGAGUCGUGGAAACACUUGUUUAUUCCAUAUUUUUUACCUUAGCUCCAUGGAACAAUAUGCUACUGCUGAAACAUGGAAGAAUUUAAAUCUUAGAUCAAAACACUAUGUAUGGAUGAUAUGAACAGCCUAAACAAGAAUUCUUGAAUGGCGAACAACCAGAGCCUAUUACGAGGUCAUAAGCGUCUAUACCGUAAAAUCGAUUUUCGACGGAAUGAAAAAGACAUAUAUGGUAGAAUCGUAACCAUAGAAUACGACCCUAAUCGAAAUGCAUACAUUUGUCUCAUUCACUAUGGGGAUGGUGAGAAGAGAUAUAUUUUACAUCCCAGAGGGGCUAUAAUUGGAGAUACCAUUGUUUCUGGUACAGAAGUUCCUAUAUCAAUGGGAAAAGAUUUGAGGAUCUUCUCAAUUUUUGUAAAGGGUUCUUGUUGGGGCUCGCUCUUUCUCAGAAAAUUUUUGAUGAGAAUUCUUGUGGUUUCUUUGCUUAGAUAUGCCCCUGCUACCCAGCUGUGGAGGGGCAGGCUCCAUGUGAUGGGCGGCAGCAAGGAGGACCGACAUGAGCCCGCCACCGAGCAUUGGAGCUUGGGAGUGAAGGAUGGCAAAGCAUUAGAGAGUGAAUGGCGGUCAGAGAUGCCGAUCCCCCGUGGUGGUCCGCACAGGUCUUGCCCUUCCUUCUUACCUGCAAAUCAUUUCCCGUUUGUACUCUGAUUUGAACCUGCUCAAUGCAAGAGGCAGAGACAGGCCGCAGAAGCGCAGGCGAUCAAUGUUCCAUCGAUGUUGUCAGAGCCAUGCAUAUCUAACUGUGUAACAUCUUGAGGCUGGGGGAAAAUAUGCUGCAAGAUCUCUAAAUACUCUCGUUAACUAUAAAGAUUAGAGGAAAAAUCAAUUCCCUGCAAGGAACAAAUCGAUUUCCAUUUAUUUUUCAAAAUCCUGCAUCGUUAUUUUAUUUUUCCCGGGAUGAAAUGCUUAUUUAGUCUUACAUGGCAGAUUAUGGACAUCAGAUUUUUAUUUAUUUUAUUAUUAUUAAACUAAUUUUUUUUGUCAGGGCUUGUAUUGUUGCCAACGAUAGGCUCCUCGUGAUCGGUGGCCAAGAAGGUGAUUUCAUGGCCAAGCCAGGAUCGCCCAUUUUCAAGUGCUCACGGAGGCACGAGGUAUGCAGAGGAAGGAGAGGAGGGGAGGGGGGGGGUUCCAUAGCUGCACUCUCUGAGCUUUCUUAAAUGCAUCCACUUAUGGGGUGCAAAUCCAUGUUCCCUCAAUUAUGAUCAUUGCAACUAAAUCUUUAAAUAUCUUUAAAUAAAUUUAAAUAUUUUAAAUAUUUUUAAAUAGUAAAAUUGGGCGAUUAUGAUGCAUGUGUGUUCUUAUUCUGCAAUUGCUACUAAAUCUUUAAAGGCUUUGUUUGGCCCGAAGGCCUCUCAUGCCUCUGUUUGGAUCUGCAUCUUGCUUCCAUAUCCGGAGUUGUUUGCCCGAUUCAGUAAAUCUUUGAUGUGAUGAGAAAUGAUUCUGUUAAAUAGUUUGGAAACGCCCGCCCUUUUGAAGCAAGAACUUGUUUCCAGGUGGUGUAUGCUGAUGUCUACGUGCUUGGCGAUGACCGGAGAUGGAAAGAGCUGCCGCCAAUGCCCAAACCCAACUCGCACAUAGAGUUUGCUUGGAUUCUCCUCAACAACUCAAUUGUUAUUGUCGGCGGCACCACCGAGAAGCACCCGUUGACCAAGAAGAUGAUACUCGUCGGGGAAGUCCUCCGCUUCGAUCUAGGCUCUAUGGUAUGUUGACCUAUUUAUUUUUGCAAUCAUUUUAUAAAUAAAAAAUAGUUGACUUCUGGAGAGAGAGAGAAGAAUGUUCAUCACCCAGCGAAGGAAAAUUCUGGGCAAUACUCAGAUUACCCUGAAAUUAUUGUCUGCAGCUUUCCAUAGAGAGAGAAAGUGAGCCUAUAGUAUCUAUAAUAUCUAAAUAGAAAAUGGGCCUUAGGGCCCAGUGGUGGAGAAAGGGUCUGGCACUACCUGAGUGGAUCAUCUUCAUUGAGAUCUUUUAAUUUGUGGCCACGAUUUCAUCUGAUGGACAGGAAUGGACAGUGAUCGGGAGGAUGCCCUAUCGGAUCAAGACCACAUUGGUUGGGUUCUUGGAUGGAUGGCUCUACUUCACCUCCGGUCAACGCGAUCGUGGGCCUGAUGACCCCUCACCUAGGAAGGUUGUUGGCAGCACAUGGAGAACUAGGCUACGCCUAUGA
Molecule: messenger RNA, 3580 nt
Organism: Spirodela intermedia
Lineage: Eukaryota; Viridiplantae; Streptophyta; Magnoliopsida; Alismatales; Araceae
Source: the annotation of a GenBank genome assembly